Messenger RNA from Suillus subalutaceus, 2493 nucleotides. RefSeq names its product glycosyltransferase family 66 protein. Gene Ontology annotation, cellular component: membrane. The record is from RefSeq and is a predicted model, not a curated record. NCBI's taxonomy places the organism in Eukaryota, Fungi, Basidiomycota, Agaricomycetes, Boletales, Suillaceae. The transcript is spliced from 15 exons. The coding region runs from base 118 to 2259 and encodes 713 amino acids. Gene Ontology annotation, molecular function: dolichyl-diphosphooligosaccharide-protein glycotransferase activity. Gene Ontology annotation, biological process: post-translational protein modification.
AAGGUUUCGCAUUUCCGCUACUUGGAGGGUUGCACAAGUUGCAGCUCAUAUUUCGGUCUCUUCAUUCAACGUUGCUAAAAGACUAUUCACCACAGUCGGCAAUAAUUACUAGCGGCCAUGCCGGCUGCCUACCCACUCCCUUCUGAUUUGUCUCCUGCAACCGUUACCAAUACCGCGUCCCUCCUCCGUAUCAUUGCACUUGCCCUCAUAUCAGGCGCUGCUAUUGCCUCUCGUCUAUUUGCUGUUAUCAAUUUUGAGAGUAUUAUUCAUGAAUUCGACCCAUGGUUUAACUAUCGAGCAACGAAGGUUCUCGCCUCGCAAGGUUUCUAUGAAUUUUGGAACUGGUUUGACCCAACGGCAUGCGGUGUAAUAUACAACUUACUCCAUGCACUCAAUCUCCCGGUCGAUAUCCGCAACAUUUGCGUCCUCCUAGCUCCAGGAUUUAGCGCCUUAACCGCUUGGGCCACGUACAUUGCUGGUCUUCUUGCAGCCGCGUUCAUCGGCAUCGUGCCCGGUUACAUCUCGCGUUCUGCUAUUGCCAUAUUCUUGCUCAUGUUUACCUUUUUCGCAUGGAUCAAGGCACUCAAGCAGGGAAGCGCAUUUUGGGGCACUAUUGCUGCUGUAUUUUACUUCUACAUGGUCGCUGCAUGGGGCGGGUAUGCAUUCAUCACAAAUAUGAUUCCUAUGCAUGCCCUCGUCUUGUUGUUGAUGGGUCGUUUCACGGGCCGGCUUUACGUUGCGUAUUCGUCCUGGUACGCGAUCGGCACUUUGUCCAGUAUGCAGGUCCCCUUCGUUGGCUUCCAGCCUGUUCGCACUAGCGAACACAUGGCCGCGCUCGGUGUGUUCGGCCUAUUGCAGAUCGUUGCUUUCGCGCAACUCGUCCGCGCACACGUUUCUUCAAAGCAGUUCCAGGAGUUACUGUUCGGUGCGGUCAUCUCUGUUGGCCUGAUCGGCUUCUUUGGGUUUGUUGGCCUUACUUAUAAGGGCUGGAUUGCCCCUUGGACUGGGCGAUUCUACUCCCUGUGGGACACCGGCUACGCCAAGAAGUACAUCCCCAUCAUCGCUUCGGUAUCCGAGCACCAGCCUACCGCGUGGCCCUCGUUCUUCAUGGACUUGCACUUCCUGAUUUUCCUUUUCCCUGUGGGCGUCGUGAUGUGUUUCCGUACGUUGAGGGACGAGCACGUCUUCGUGAUCAUCUACGCAGUCGUUGCCAGCUACUUCGCAGGCGUGAUGGUGCGUCUGAUGCUUACCCUCACCCCGGUCGUCUGUGUGUCUGCCGCUGUAGCGCUCUCGACUCUCAUGGAUACGUACCUGGACCCUAGCGAACCGAAUGUUGAAGACGAACAAGAAUGGAAGACGAAAAAGAACAAGGAGAAGGAAAAGGAAGUUGUCUUAGGCGAUCUUGUCUCCAACGUUACCUCCUCUGCUGUAGCUGCCAAAUCUGCCACUACUGCCGAAAAGGGCGUCUUUGGUAUGGACACGCGCCUAAUCGUUCUCCUGAACUCGCUCGGAUUGCUUCUCUUCUUCGUUGUGCACUGCACAUGGGUGACUUCGAACGCAUAUUCCUCGCCAUCCGUCAACAUCAUUGAUGAUUUCAGAGAGGCAUACCACUGGCUGAGGCAAAACACGGCAGAGGAUGCAGUUGUCAUGAGUUGGUGGGAUUAUGGCUACCAGAUCGCAGGAAUGGCGGAUCGCCCGACGUUGGUGGACAACAACACCUGGAACAACACACACAUUGCGACAGUGGGCAAAGCCAUGUCGUCACCAGAGGACAUUGCAUACCCCAUCCUGCGUAAACACGAUGUCAGCUAUGUGCUUAUCAUUUUUGGUGGGUUGAUCGGAUACAGUGGCGACGACAUCAACAAGUUCCUCUGGAUGGUACGCAUCGCGCAGGGUGUCUGGCCCGAUGAGAUCCAAGAGCCAAAUUACUUCAACCGUGGAGAGUACCGCGUAGACAGCGAGGCAGCUCCGGCGAUGCGCGACAGUCUGAUGUACAAGAUGAGUUACUAUCGCUUUGCGGAGCUGUUUGGUGGUCAGCAGCCCGUGGAUCGUGUGCGGGGACAGCAUAUGCCUAUCCAGGGCCCAACUUUGGAUUACCUCGAGGAGGCAUAUACAUCAGAAAACUGGAUUGUCCGCAUUUAUGAAGUGAAGAAGGAUGAUGUGCUCGGACGUGACUUGAAAAUCGCGAAUGCGUUCGAUCAGGGGAAGAAACGCAAGCGGACAAAACCUGUGUCGAGAAGGAAGGCUAUCAGUGCUUGAGCGAGGGAGUGGGGCGAAUGCGAUACAGAAAAGCCUUGAUCGAGGCCUCGGAACGAUGGGUCGACCUGACAUAGAGAUCGUAUUUCCUUGUAGUAUUGUAGACCUUGUCUGGAGCUGCAACCUUCGUUCGCCCUCUUCUUCGUCUCGUCGUAGUACACAUAUUGUCUCGGUCCGACAAGCAGUACCUAGUGAUAAUACAUCAACUUAUGCAAAGAAUGGGAUUAUGUAUGUAAA